Molecule: messenger RNA, 2360 nt
Organism: Notodromas monacha
Lineage: Eukaryota; Metazoa; Arthropoda; Ostracoda; Podocopida; Cyprididae
Source: the annotation of a GenBank genome assembly
AUUUGCGUUUUUUCAGAUGGAUUAACUGUGUUUCUCAUGUGUAUUACGCAUAAGUAGCUUCUUAAAAUCAUCGUUUAAUUUCAAGAAACGAUGGAAACGGCGGGCUAAGAUUACCCGCGGAAGAGGCGGGAUGGAUUUUGACGAAUUUCUGCCGGACAUUGGAGAAUUCGGAAAGUACCAAAAACUACUGCUUUGGGUAGUCCUUUUGCCAUGUUUCGUUCCGUGUGGGUUUCACGCUUACAAUCAACUUUUCAUGGCAUUCGUGCCUGAUCACUGGUGCAAGAUUCCGGAACUCGACGCUGCUGGUUACACUCCUGAGGUGCAGAGGAAGCUAAGCAUUCCGAAAGAGAAAUUGGUGGAUGGCUCCGAAAUUCACAGUAAAUGCAGACGUUAUGACGUAAAUUUCACCGAAAUCGUGCUCGAACUCGAAAAAUCUGGAAAAUUUGAUUCCUUUCAACCGAAUUCAUCAUGGCUCACGACAUCCUGUAACAGUGGCUGGCAUUUCGAUGGGGACGCUGUGGAAAAUGGCCUCAGUAUUGUAUCUGACUGGGACAUCGUUUGCGACAAAGAUGUAUAUCCAACGUUGGCUUUGGUGCUUUUCAAUGUCGCAGGCUUGAUUGGAAACUAUUUAUUGGGCUAUUUACAAGACAGAAUUGGGAGAAGGCCAGCUUUCUUCAUAUUCCUAUCAAUUCAGUGCUUGUUUGGAUUGGCAACUGCGAUGGCCUUUGACUUUAUCUCAUGGCUGGUGUUCCGCAUUGGAGUGGGAUUCACUGUUCCUGCCAUCAUGGGCACUCCUUUGGUGAUGUGUAUUGAGAUGGUGGGACCGAGCAAGAGAACUUUCACUAUGCUUGUGGCGAAUGUGGCUUACUCAGCCUGCCUCGUGUUGCUUGCUGGCGUUGUUUGGCUCGUUCGUCCCUGGAGACAGAUGGCGCUGGCAACAACCAUCCCGUUCUUGUCGUUUUUCCUCUACUGGUGGGUAUUACCGGAGUCGCCGAGAUGGUUGUUGGCACACGGAAGAACUCGCGAGGCAGCCAAAAUAAUGCGUCUCAUGGGGAAAAUGAAUGGCAAGACUUUGCCGGAUGAUUAUGAGGAUUUCCUUGAGGAAAAACAAGCUAAGCUGAACCACAAAACUGAACUGCCUUCGAAAACCGAUGAUGUGCAGAAUACAACAUGUCCAGAUGCAAUGGAGAAAACUGUGACUAAAGAGAAGAAAGGCAGUCGGCAUUACGGCAUUUCCGACUUAUUUCGCACUCCGAAUAUGAUGAGGAAGACACUGAUCAUCACAUUCAUUUGGUUCACAAACACGAGUGUGUAUGUCGGUUUGUCAUACUAUGCUCCAGUGCUUGGAGGAGAUGAGUAUCUCAAUUUCUUUCUCGCUGGAGCUGCAGAAAUCCCUACUUACUUCUUCCUCUGGCCCACCAUGGACUGUUGGGGCCGAAGAUGGACCCUGGCAUUUUCCAUGAUAGUCGGCGGAAUCGCUUGUUUGACGACUUUUCUCUUUCAAGGAGACUAUGUAACCACGCUGGUGCUUUACUGCAUGGGGAAAUUCGGAAUAUCAGCUUCGUUUGUGGUCCUGCCACUGAUGGCUUCUGAAUUAUACCCGACUGUUGUCCGAGGCCUGGGCUUAUCAUUUUCCGGAGUCGCGGGAAUGAUCGGACCGAUCAUCAUACCAUUGAUCAACUAUCUGGGAUCCGAGUUUUUAGUGCUUCCUUUGAUGAUCAUGGGUGUUUUGCUCGUGUUGGGAGGCUUCGGUGGCCUUGCAUUGCCGGAAACAUUGCACCAGCAUCUGCCUCAAACACUCGAAGAAGGCGAAGCCUUUGGUGCAGACUUUUCCAUGCGUGAUCUCCUCAAGUGUUGCCCGGAUAAACCAUCUCAAGGCAAAAAGGAAACAGGAGCAGUGAAUAAACAUACUGGAGCAGCAGAAGCAGAAUGUCAUGGUCUGGUGUUGCGAGGAAAUGAUGAAGAGAUGGCUGUUCAGUGUCCGGACUCUCCGGAGUCUCGCUGAGGCGACGAGAUUUAUGACUCCGAGACGUCGAAUGCGAAAACCCCAGCAGCAGGAGCAGCCUGGAAAUUGAUGCGUUUCGGCUUUGUUUUCUUUUGCGCUUAUACAUACGAACGCGCCUUAUCCUUUUCUGUCGAGGACGCAUUUCUGCUUAUUAUAAUUUUUUUUUGCAAAUGCCAAUAAUGGAGAUAUUCUCAAUACAAUAUAAUUUUGAUUUAUUUUCCAACGAACUCAUCGGAAAUGCUUUAUUCAUGUUAUACAUGCGUGUUACUUUGGCCUCCGGAUUAUCAACAGUUGAUUAUUUCAUUGACUUGAUACGAACGCCAUUCGAGUGAUCAUAGAGACGAUUUGUGAUGAA